UGGACGUAUUAGGCCUAGACGAUUUGCAUUUGUCAACUAUUAACCUGGGCGAUUUAGGAGAUUUAGACUUUUUUAACAUGUGUGGAGUUACCGACGAAGAUAUCGAACUCUCGCAGGUAUGUGAUGAAAUUGAAGAAGAAAAUGCCAUAUCCGAGGGUCUAUGUGAAGUGCUGAAUUUAAAUCGUGUCGAAAAUAUGGACUGUGAAAUUGGUACCGAAUUUGGGUCUUUCAACCUAGAUACUGUGGACCCAGUAGCUGAUAUUUCCGAUGCAAAGCCUCGACCAGUUAAAUCGGAACCUGGUGAUGAUAACGGUGAACGGUUCGGAAAACCGGUGACAGAUGAUGAAAUUUCAAAAUUGAUUACGUCGAACGAGAAUGCUAACACCAAGAAAAAUACCACCUGGGCGCUCAAGGUUUUCGAGGAAUGGCGAGAAAAACGUAAUGGUAAUUCCGUUGGUGAAAUACCACUCUUGCAUUUAAUGACGGCAGAGCAGUUGAAUUUCUACUUGGGGCGCUUUAUUGUGGAAACUCGGAGAGAAGAUGGCAUUGAAUACCCUCCCCGAUCUCUGUACCUUAUAUCGUGUGGGAUAUUGCGCCACCUCAGAAAUAAAAACGUUUUCGACAAAAACAUUUUGGACAAUAAUGACCCAAGAUUUAGUGAAUUCCGGAAAAUUCUUGACAGCAAAAUGAAAGACCUUCUGAAGCGCGGGUUUGGAACGGCGAUUAAGCAAGCUGAGCCCAUUAUGCCACAGGAUGAGGAAAGCAUGUGGGAGAAAGUUGUAUUUGGGGAUGGCAGUUCCGAAAGUCUUCAACAUACCAUGUUUUUCUAUAACUGUAAACUCUUUAGUUUAAGGGGGCAUAACGAGCAUCACGAACUUGAGUGUAGUCAGUUUGUUCUUGGGGAGGACAGCUCAGGAAAAUACGUGGAAUUCAUUGGACGUGCCAGCAAGACUUACAAGGGUGGGUUGGCCCAAAUGCAGCUGACAAACAAGCAGAUUCGACAUUAUAGUCCACCUGGUGAACGUUGCAUCGUCGACUUUUACAAGACUUAUUUGGCUGGCCUUGGUAACGAGGGACCAUUUUAUCGACGUCCGCUGCAGGGACAUCCGCCGAAAUACGGAAACCAGGUUGUAGGUGUAAACAAGCUCAAGACCAUGAUGAAAACGAUCUGCGCAAAAGCUGGACUGUCUGGACAAUACAGUAACCAUUCUGGAAAACGCACGUGUGCCACUCAAUUAUUUAUGGCAGGGGUGGACGAGCAAGAAAUAAUGAGGAGAACAGGGCAUCGAUCUGAGAAAGCAGUCCGUAAAUAUAAAAAACCUUGUGACGAAAUUUCCAGAAAGGUGUCUGAAGUACUCGAUCCCGGAGUGCCCCAGUCGCGAGAGAAAAGAAAGCGCGAGGAGUCCGACAUAGAAAGUGAAAAUGAAGGCCAUCUAAAGAAAACCCCCCGAGUUUUUGGUUCCGAUAUAACAAAUGGACAACACUUUCAUAAUUGUAAUAUUUCUUUCAAUUUUUAAGAAUUGAGACUUGCUAAAAUAAAGUAUGACUGUAAAUGUAAA
Messenger RNA from Saccostrea cuccullata (small rock oyster), 1559 nucleotides. Its product is annotated as zinc finger MYM-type protein 3-like. The record is from RefSeq and is a predicted model, not a curated record. The transcript has 2 exons. NCBI's taxonomy places the organism in Eukaryota, Metazoa, Mollusca, Bivalvia, Ostreida, Ostreidae. Gene Ontology annotation, molecular function: DNA binding. The coding region runs from base 78 to 1517 and encodes 479 amino acids. Gene Ontology annotation, biological process: DNA integration; DNA recombination.